AUGAAGAAAAUUUUGAUUCAAGAACUGACGGCGCUGCUGGAGAGGCAGACGGAGAGAGCCGCCGAGGCCGACAAGCGCCUGGAGCGUUUGGAGAGGCUGCUGUACAGAGAGCCCUCCGCGGGGACCGGGACGGGCACGACGGCGGAGUGUCAGAGUCGGGGGCUGAGCGAGGCGCUGAUGAAUCCGUUGGACCAGCUGCCGCCGCCCGCCGGACUGUCUCACGCCGGCGGAGACACGUGUCGCGCCGCUGGCGCCAUCUGUCGUGCGUGUGGCGAACCAGGACAUUUUGAGGUAGUGUGCCACGAGAGGGCCACCGCCGCGGCCGAUCGUCCAGUGGCGACCUCUGCAGUGACGAGAGUACGCGACUCGCCGGUGGUGGCGCCAGUAACGGUAGCCGCCGGCACCGCCGUGUUGCCGCCGCAGGCGGACACGGGCCGCACCGGGAGUACUGCAGCGCAGCCCACAGAGCCGGACGGAGCUACGGACGCCUACGGAGCCUCGCCGCCGCCGGCGGGAGGCAUCCCAACUUGGAGCACGGACCGAGUGCACGGAGCCUCGCCGCCGCCGCCUACAGAGCCGGCUGACGCCCACGGAGCUUCGCCGUCGCCGACGGGAAGCCUUCCAACGCGGACCAGCCACGGAAACGAAGCCGCUGGUGACGCCGUGUUGCCGCCGCCGGCGGACACGGGCCAACCCGGGGCCACUGCGGUGCAGCCUGCAGGCCCGGAUGCAGCGGCUGUAGCUUACGGAGCCUCGCCGCCGCCGGCGGGAGGCCUACAAACGCUGAGCACGGGCCGAGGCGUAGCUGCCGGCACCGCUGUGUCGUCGCCGCCGGCGGACACCGUCCGGACCGGGUGUACCGCGGCGCAGCCUACCAGGCCGGCUGCAGCUUACGGGGCCUCGCCGCCGCCGGCGGGAGGCCUACCCACGCGGACCAGGGACGGAGGUACAGCCGCCGGCUACGCCGUGUCGCCGCUGCCGGGGGACACCAGCCAAGCCGACUGUUGUGCGGCACAGCCCAUCGAGCUGAGUGAGACUACUGAUGUCUACGGAGCCUCGCCGCCGCCGGCGGGAGGCAUGCCAACUCGAAACACGGAUGGAGGCCCAGCCGCCAGCACCGCCGAGUCGCCGCCGCCGGCGGGCACCGGCCAAGCCGGCUGUAGUCAUGCGGCGCAGCCUACCGAGCUGGCUGACGCCUACGGAGCCUCGCCGCCGCCGGCGGGAGGCCUGCCAGUACGGAGUGGGGACGGAGACCCGCCCGCACAAAUGGUGGCGGCUCACGCCGCCGCGCUCCUCCGUACGCCGCAGGGAUGCGUGUCCGCCGGUGACAAGUCCGAUCGGCGCGGUGACACGAACCUCGGUGACACCACCCUCCACUCGGUCGAGGUGGUGGAUGAGGACCCGCUUCACGCAGCUGCCGUCGCAGCUAUGCUCGCUGAGCGGGAUACGGAGUGCGACUCGCGUCUGCCGCCGCUCGUGGCCCCGAGUCCAGGGGUGACCAGAGCCGCCGCUGACCGCGACCCGUGGCCGCCACCGACACCGGAGCGACGCCUGCCGCGGACCUCCCCGUGCGACGGCGGGCGCGUCCGCUGCAAGAAGCGCCCGAGACGCCGCGGAAGAGAGCGCAGGCGCCGCCGUUUGCACCGCGCUGCGGUGGCCUUGUGCGCCCGGACCCCGGAGGGUCCGCUGUGGCGCUUUGGAGUGAAGACGAUGUGA
This is a messenger RNA of Amphibalanus amphitrite, 1716 nucleotides long. RefSeq names its product nascent polypeptide-associated complex subunit alpha, muscle-specific form-like. NCBI's taxonomy places the organism in Eukaryota, Metazoa, Arthropoda, Thecostraca, Balanomorpha, Balanidae. The transcript is spliced from 3 exons. The record is from RefSeq and is a predicted model, not a curated record. The coding region runs from base 1 to 1716 and encodes 571 amino acids.